AUGAUGUCGUUAACUAAUUCGGGCCGUUUUCUUUUAAAUUAUGGACUUAAUUUUGUAUCAGCUAUUCCAUUAAUUGGUGUAUCAAAAAUACUUUUCCGUCGAUAUCCAAUUUCUGGUCUUGCAUUAACUAUAUCGAAUUCUGUUCUUUCAACGGUUUUUGCAACUAUCGUCCUCAUAUUUAUCUCAAAACCUCCACCAAAUAGUCAAACAUCGACAAGUCGACUUCAAGCAUUUCUUCGUAUGCUAUUUAUUUCCGGAACGUUUACCGGAUUUAUAACAUUUAGUAAUUUAUCAUUACAAUAUAAUCCAAUUGGUACAUAUCAAAUUAUGAAAUUACAAAUACCACUGAUUUUAAUGAUUAUUGAAUAUAUUCAACUUCAAUUUGGAUUCAAUUCUGCAUUAUUAACAAAAGAAAAAUUUCAUCGAGAUUAUUCGACAUCAGUUUUAUAUGCUUUUGCUAUUAUUGCUAUCGGUAGUACAGUUAGUAUAUGUUUUGAUCGUCGUUUUCAUCUCUUAGGCUUUGCUUUUGCUUGUAUAAGUAUUUUAUUUAAUGCACUUUAUCAAGCGCAAGUACAAGGUGAUCAAGUAUCGUCAACCUAUGAACGAAUGCGUUUUCUACAAAUUCAAACAUUAAUAUCUCUCGUGUUACUUUGUCCUGGUUGGCCAUUUCUUGAUAAUACAUUUGAAUACAAUAAAUAUUUAUUUACACGUUGGGAUGCAUUAUGUUUAUUAUUUCUAUGUGGUUUUCUUGCAUUUCUUGUUAAUUUAAGUGUGAUUUGGUGUAUAAAAGAUGUUACUACUAUUAGAUUUAAUAUGGUUGGACAAUUGAAAACUUUCUUCCUUGUAGGUGUCUUAUCCAUAUUCUUUGGUGAAUCAAUAACAUUCUAUCAAAUAGGUCCUAUUUUAUUUACAGCAGGAGGCUGUAUAUAUUAUGCAUAUAGUAUAAAUAAGAAUGAAGAAUAUUAUAAGCAUCAAGCACGGAUGGUACCAAAUAAUAUUUAA
Adineta steineri is the source of this 1002-nucleotide messenger RNA. The record is from the annotation of a GenBank genome assembly. Lineage: Eukaryota; Metazoa; Rotifera; Eurotatoria; Adinetida; Adinetidae.